Messenger RNA from Jatropha curcas, 1183 nucleotides. It is a transcript of the gene EXPA13, whose product is annotated as expansin A13. Gene Ontology annotation, biological process: plant-type cell wall organization. The record is from RefSeq and is a predicted model, not a curated record. NCBI's taxonomy places the organism in Eukaryota, Viridiplantae, Streptophyta, Magnoliopsida, Malpighiales, Euphorbiaceae. Gene Ontology annotation, cellular component: extracellular region.
GCUUAAAACGUCACCGCUCAGAAACAUCAGUAUCCCCGCUCUCCUCAUAGUCCCUAACAAUCAAGUUAUCGACAAAAGAAAUGUCACCAUCGCUACCGCCACCCGCACCGCCACCUCUAAACCGUAUUCAGACUCUAGCACUACCUCUCUUCUCCUUUCUUUUCUUCACAUUUUCACUACCAGUCACUUCUCACACCUCUUCCUCCACCUCCCCUCCUCGGCCGCACUCCACUUCUCUCUCCGAGUGGCGAUCUGCACAUGCAACCUAUUACGCAGCCUCCGACCCGCGCGACUCUGUCGGCGGUGCGUGCGGUUACGGAGACUUGGGAAAAUCAGGUUAUGGAUUGGCGACAGUGGGUCUGAGUGAGGCUAUGUUCGAGCGCGGCCAGAUCUGCGGCGCGUGUUUCGAGUUGCGGUGCGUGGAGGACUUACGGUGGUGCAUCCCUGGUACUUCUGUCAUUGUUACAGUUACUAAUUUCUGUGCUCCAAAUUAUGGAUUCACCGCUGAUGGCGGAGGACACUGUAACCCUCCGAACAAACACUUCGUGCUUCCGAUUGAGUCGUACGAGAAGAUCGCUAUCUGGAAAGCUGGUAACAUGCCUGUACAGUACCGGAGGAUAAAAUGCAGAAAGGAAGGAGGAAUGCGAUUUACUGUAUCAGGAUCUGGUAACUUCAUUUCAGUGUUGAUCAGCAAUGUGGCAGGCGCUGGUGAUGUAACUGCGGUGAAGAUUAAAGGUUCAAGAACAGGUUGGCUUCAAAUGGGUAGGAAUUGGGGCCAGAAUUGGCAUAUUAAUGCUGAUUUAAAGAAUCAACCUCUCUCAUUUGAGGUCACAAGUAGUGAUGGCCUCACAAUUACCUCUUACAAUGUUGCUCCUAAAGAUUGGAACUUUGGGCAAACUUUUGAAGGCAAGCAAUUUGAGACUUAAGUGGGGUAGCUAGAAGAUAAAUAUAUAGACAAGAGAGCAUUCUUUUUUCCUCUUUUUGGCCUCCUUAAUUUUUAUUGGCUUUUCAAUUUACCAUGGGACUUAAAAGGAUUGUAGCUAGGAUUGCAGAAGGAAAAAGAUAAAAAGAAAAAAAAAUGUAUAAAGCAAUGUUGUUGCAAGGUAAAACCAAAUAUGUAAAAUGAUCAAACCUUCUACUUGUUUGGGUAUGAAGAUGUGGAAUGUCUCAACCUUUUAUUGCA